AAAAGACUAAGUAAAGACUGUAUACGGAAAAGAUUCGCCGGUGUCUGACAUCAUUUUUCCAUCCGGCAGCAAUCAGUAGACAGUUUUUUUUAUAACUUUUCUCGUAUUAACAUAAUUUGAAAACUUUUAAAGUAUGGAUUCGACAAGUGAGGAUAACAUCGUGGUUUUAAAUAAUGGACAGCACAUGCCGAUUAUUGGAUUAGGAAUGUUUCAGACGAAAGAUGGUGAUGAUAUUGAUAGCGUGAUUUCUACAGCAAUCGAUGCAGGAUAUCGACUUAUCGAUACGGCUUUUACCUACAACAAUGAGCACUUACUUGGACAAGCACUUCAGAAGUUAUUCAAAAGCGGAAAAAUUAAAAGAGAGGAACUAUUCAUAACGAGCAAGUUGCCUCCGAAUGGUAUGCAGCCAGAUGUUGUGGAGCAAUUUUUCCAGGUUUCUCUGACUGAUCUUCAACUGGAUUACAUCGAUCUCUAUUUGAUCCACUGCCCUUUUGCUUCUAAGAGACAAGAAGAUGACAGAGAUUUUUUUCCUGUGAACGACGAUGGGAACUAUGAUGCUGAUACUGCUGUUGAUCUCACUCAAACUUGGAAGGUAAGAUGA
Parasteatoda tepidariorum (common house spider) is the source of this 601-nucleotide messenger RNA. Lineage: Eukaryota; Metazoa; Arthropoda; Arachnida; Araneae; Theridiidae. The record is from RefSeq and is a predicted model, not a curated record.